Molecule: messenger RNA, 4858 nt
Organism: Vombatus ursinus (common wombat)
Lineage: Eukaryota; Metazoa; Chordata; Mammalia; Diprotodontia; Vombatidae
Product: zinc finger protein 883-like
Exons: 5
Coding region: 277-1962 (561 amino acids)
Biological process (GO): regulation of DNA-templated transcription
Source: RefSeq, a predicted model, not a curated record
GGGUCUCUCUGUAAGAUCCUUGCUGGUUGUCAGGGUCAGGGCGACGACUCAGUGACUGUUCCUGUGACCCCCUAGUGCUGUGGGAGCUCAGAGGCCAAGUUCUCAAUUUCCUGUGAUGCUUAUCUUCAGAUGCUCAUCUGUGUAUAAAAACAGGAAGGAGCCUUCUCAGAGAAACAAGAAUCCUGGCGGCAGCUCGGGUGUCAGUGCCUUUUCCACCUUCCAUCAGCUUCUCUUCAUCUGAGAUACUUCAGCAGCAGAAGGUUCUGCACCACCUUAAUGGUCUUCAGCAUGGAGCUGGUGACCUUUGAAGAUGUGGCUGUGUAUUUCACACGGAAGGAGUGGGGAUGGCUUGAUCCUGCUCAGAGGGAUCUUUACAGAGAUGUGAUGCUAGAGAACUAUGGAAACUUUGUGUCAAUGGGGCUUCCAUUCUCCAAACCUGAUGUUAUCUCCCAGCUGGAGCAAGGAGAAGAGUCCUGGGUUGAGGAUAUGCAAGAGCCUGAAGAAGGAGAACUUUAUCCAGUUGUUUACAGUGGUUUUAAAAACAAAUCUGAGAAUGAAAAUUUUACCCUAAGGGAGGAAAUCCCUAAAACAUUUGAACUAUAUGGAAAUAUGAUAGAAAAAUCCCCAAGGGACAUAGUCCAAACUGCAGAAUUUGGCCUAGUCUUUGGACAGGAAAACAGUUUAGAAGGGCAGACAAGACACUUCUUAGAGGAGAGAUGGAGUAAAUCAGCUUUGCAAUCGAGAGGCUCUCAGCAGCUGACAAUUUUUCACAACCAGAUGUCUAGAGAUGAAAGCCAAGAGUAUGAUGAAUUUGGUAAAACCUUCAGUUGGAGCUCAAAGCUCAUAACUCGUCAAAGAAUUCCUAAAAGAGGAAGAGGCCGAAAUUUUUCUCAGCAUUUAGCCCUUAUUCAACACCAGGGAAUUCACAAUGGAGAAAAACGUUAUGGAUGUCGUGAUUGUGGCAAGACUUUCAGUCAGAAGUCAGGAUUCACAAGACAUCUGAGAAUUCACACUGGAGAGAAGCCCUAUGAAUGCAAUGAAUGUGGGAAAAGCUUUAGUCGUAGCUCAAAUCUCACGGAACAUAAAAGAAUUCAUACUGGAGAAAAACCCUACAAAUGUAACAAAUGUGAUAAGGUCUUCAGGCUAAAAUCAAAUCUUAAUUGUCAUGAGAGAGUUCAUACUGGGGAACGACCUUAUGAAUGUAACAUCUGUGGGAAAAACUUUCCUCAAUUGUCCAGUGUUAUGAAGCAUCAGAAAAUUCAUACUGGAGAUGGUACUUGUAAAUGCAUUGAAUGUGGGAGAAUCUUAAGUAGCCAGCUCCGCCUUAUUGAACACUGCAGAAUUCAUACUGGUGAGAAACCUUUUCAGUGUAGUGAAUGUGGGAAAGGCUUAAGCAGCAGGUCAAGUCUUCUUCAGCAUUACAGGAUUCAUUCAGGUAAAAAACCUUUUAAAUGCAACGAGUGUGGAAAAUCCUACCGUAAAUUCUUAGGCUUAAUUGAUCAUCAAAGAUACCAUACUGGAGAGAAACCUUAUAUUUGCAAGGAAUGUAAAAAAGCCUUCAGCCGCCAUUCAGUCCUUAUUCGACAUCAACGAUCUCACACUGGAGUGAAACCAUUUAAAUGUGAUGAGUGUGGAAAUACUUUCACUCGAAGAUCUGUCCUUAAUGAACAUCUAAGAAUACAUUCUGGAGUAAAGCCAUAUGAAUGUAAUGAGUGUGGGAAAACCUUUACUCGAAAUUCUACCCUUAAUGAACAUCAGAGAAUUCACACUGGGGAGAAACCUUAUGAAUGUAAUGCAUGUGGGAAAACCUUCAGAUGUGGUUCAUAUCUUACUAUACAUCAGAGAAUUCAUACUGAGGAGAAUCCAUAUGCAUGUAAUGUAUGUGGGAAAAACUUUAGUUUGAGCUCCACACUUAUUCGACAUCAGAGAAUUCAUACUAGGGAGCAACCUACUAGGCUCUAAGCUCCUUGAGGCCAGUGACCUAAUCUUAGUUAAACUUUGCAUUUUCCCCUACCUCUGCACCUUGCUUAGUUAAUUGUUGAAUUGAAUUAAAUGUUAUGAACAUGGAAAUGCCUUCAGAGUUCUGAUCUUAUCAGAUAGUAGAGAAUUCAUACUGGAGAGAAGCCAUGUGAAUAUAACAUAUAAAGAAAAGCCAUUAUUUACCAAUCAUUUCUCAUUUGAGAUCAGAGAACUUAGACUCCAGUUAACUUGUAAAUGAAAUAGUCAUUGAGAAUGGACAAUCUAGAUGGGAGAAUCUGUGGUAUGUCACAUUCUUAUAAUAGACUAUAAAGUUUUUGAGGGUAAUGGCUAAAUUUUUUAAAAUUCAGAAUAUAUAGCAUCCAGCCCUGUGCCAUUUUUUAGAGACAUACUUAAUACAUACUUGCUCAAUAAGUGACUAAAUUGAUGACUGUAAAUUCCUUCAGUGGCAACUCCCUUCUUCACCAUUAUAUGAGAAUCCCAUCUUAGAGAAAGAGUAUGAGGAGUUAGGACUGGAGAUUGUCAUGGGAACAUAGGUAGUAAUUAAAAUCCCGUGAAUUAAUGUGGUUCCUAAACAAGUGUAUACUUGGAGAAACAUCUGUUCCUGACAUGUAAAAAAUACCAACAUUUGAAGAGUGGUAAGAAAUAGAAUAGGUACUUAGGUAGUUGGAAGAAAGUCAUUGCAUCACAGAAAAAUAAAACUGGGUUUUAGAGAUAAUUUCUCCAGUUUCAGUUACACAUGUCCAAAAGCUUGCUGAAUAUCCCCAUCGAGUUGUCCUAUUAGCAUCAAAACUAAGCUCACACUUUCCCUCCUAAACCUGUCCCUCCUCUAAACUGCCCUUUUUUCUAUUGAAGGUACCACCAUCUUUAGAUCUUCAUUAAUUCCCACAGUCCUCCUUCAACCCUCCUAUAUCCAAUCAGUUUCCAUGUCCUGCUGUUUCUUUUUUCACAAUGUCUUUCUAAUCCAGUCCCUUCCUUUCACUCACAUAGACAUUACCUUAGUUAAUUAAUGCCCUUCUAAUUGGUCUUCCUGCUUUUAGUCUCUUGCCUCUCCAUCCUUCAAACAACUUCUAGAACAAUCUUCCUAAAGUAUAACUGUGACCAUGCAUUUCUUCUGCUCAAACAACUUAAGCAGCAUCACAGUAGAAUGUAAUGUCCUUAAGGGCAAGGAUUUUUUGUUUGCUUUUGUCUUUUUAUCUUCUGACCCUAACACAGUACAGUACCUUGAAAAUGUAGGCAUUUAAGAAAUAUUUUAAAUUAAAUUUGUUGUUCUAAGUUGAAAGAAACUGACACAAAUGGGGAAGUAAUGGACCUAAGGAAGCCUAGAACUUAAUUCUCCUGACUUUCAGGUCAGUACUCUUAACUGUUUGCUACCUCUUAUAAAGUAUUACUGUAAUUCAGCAGUCAGAUGAAUAGAAGUUCUCCUCUGGUAAAUCUAGCUGCAAAAAAGGCUCUCAACUGUCUUAGAGGGGAAGGAUGUAGAUGGGAGCAUUAAGUGAAAAGGCCUACACUACAGAGAAUUGCUGAAUGGCUCUGCCAGCCUGGGUCUGAAAAACCUAGAAUCAACUUGGUCUGACCUCUUGGGUGGGGAGUAGCCUAGAGGAAGAGUUGAAGAGACAACUGAAGAAUUGCCACAUUAUGGCACUUAGUGGUGACUUUAAAGAAUCUUAAUUAACUUAAUUGUUUCCCAAAGGGUGGGAUGUUUAAUCACGAGCGGUGCCACUAAAAUGAGAGGUGAGGAUUCAAAAGACAUAAUUGUACUGAGCUGGGGGAGCAUAAAUUACUUCAGAGAUGUUUGCUAUGAACUUCACUGCAUCUUUGCUGUGUGUAUCUAUAGAACCAUGUUAGAGUGCCUAAAAGAGAAGAUAGAAUCCUUGAGCUUGUUGAAUUUGGGCAGCAUGAAGUUGUUAUCCAAAGUUGUUACUGUGCAGAGGAUCAUGGGGAGGGGCUCCUGGGGGAAACUAAUAAGUUAGGAUUCUGGUGUGGUAUAGUGGAAAGUAACCUGGAUUCAGUACUUCCUGGUAAAAUUAGGGAAUUGGACUAUUCCUGUAGUUCCCAGCCGUAUAUCAUGGGUCCUUGGGUGCUACAAAAUUAUUGUGUUGUAAAGGUUCCUGAAUCCAUAUGAACACCAAACUCUGCUGUUUUGAUUUUUAACUCCAAAGAAAUAUUUUAGUAUGAAUAAUGGGGUUUUUGUUGACCAGUUUUAUAUUAUUGAUGUUUCAAUUGUGCCUAAUAAGAAAAAUUUUUUCCUGACCUUUCAGAAUGAAAUAUGACCUUUACUUUUGCUGAAACCUGCCCUCUCCUAGAGUGGGUCUUUGGAGUUGUCUACUCUCUGAUUUCACGAGGUAUCAAAUUCACUUUUUCACUGAUUUGGUUUUGAAUGAUUAUCUUCUCUUUCAGCUUAAUCCAGUUUAUAUUUUUUUCUCUGAUGAAAGGUUCUAAGACUAUAUUGUGAUAUUUUAGAGAGUAGUUGCUUGUGAAUUUUUGUGAUUUCAGUGGUUAUUUGGGCUUGGAGACUUUCCUACCAGAGAUCAGUUUUGGAUGCUUAAUUUACCCAGGAUAUCUUUUUCCUUAUCAAUUUAUAAGAUGUAUUUUAGUGAGAAUGCUGAAAAGAACAAUUAGAACAUUCAGAACCAGAUGGAUUCCAGUGCCCUUCAAGGAGCCUUCAUAUAGAAGUAUGGUGAGCACUACCAAGAGGGCUUGCAGUGAGUUUGCUGAUUGAAUUACUUGUGAGUCAUUGUGUUUAUGGCUGUAAACAGUUGCUGUAUUUUCAUUUUCAGUGGAGGCAACUGUGUUUACAGCAGAUUUUUGGAGUAACGUCAGUGUAAGUGAAGUAGAAUUAUAAAUAAGCAAACAUACCUUCAGUAGGCUAAAUAAAUAU